GUGGUGCAAUAUGUUCUCAAUUUAGCUUGAAUAAUCCUUCUCACUUCUCAGGUUUUUUUCUGAUACGAUUAAGAGAGAAGGAGAGCAUUUUAAGAAAUGUAAAAUACAUAACCUGUACGAAACAAAUAGUAAUUUAUAUCUGAUAACAAGAAGAAGCAAAUUAAUAGGCAUGAAAGAGUUUUUUCUCUUACACUUUUGUACGAUCUCCUAACGAUCUCUUAACGAAUAUCUCUUAGAAUUUAUUGAGUACCUCUAUUAGUGUAUAUUUGGAAUAUAGGUUGUAUUUGAUAUGCAGUUUUUAUAUUUCUUAUAGCGUAAUAAGUCAUUUGUCUUUACACAGAGAUAUUGUAAUUACCCUUAUAUCUCAUUACGUGAAUUCUCUUAUUGGGAAACAUUCCUUUCUAAAUAAUUAUUGUGCUAUCAUUCUGUCAUAAUGUUGCAAAAAAUACACAGGUUACUACAGAUUACGGCUUAUGGACACAAAGUAAGCAGUAGAUAUUUAAACUUUGUUCCAAUUGUAGUGGAACAAAGUGGACGUGGUGAACGUGCAUAUGACAUUUAUUCGCGUCUCCUGAAAGAAAGAAUUAUUUGUCUUAUGGGUCCAGUCACAGAUGUUGUAGCUUCUGCAGUAAUUGCUCAACUUCUUUUUCUUCAGUCGGAAAGCAGUAAAAAUCCGAUUCACUUAUAUAUUAAUUCACCUGGUGGGAGUGUAACAGCAGGACUUGGAAUAUAUGACACUAUGCAAUAUGUUCUUCCACCUAUUUCUACAUGGUGUGUGGGUCAAGCAUGUUCUAUGGCAAGUCUACUUUUAGCAGCUGGAACCAAAGGUAUGCGUCAUUCUUUACCAAAUGCUAGAAUCAUGAUACAUCAACCAUCAGGAGGUGUACAAGGACAAGCUACAGAUAUUCAGAUACAAGCUACAGAAAUCCUGAAAUUGAAACAACAGAUCAAUGAAUUAUAUGUGAAACAUACUGGACAAAAUUUAGAAGAAAUAGCAAAGAGUAUGGAGAGAGAUAAUUUUAUGAGUCCAACACAAGCUAAAGAGUUUGGAAUUAUAGAUAAAGUAUUGGCUCAUCCCAUGCAAGAAGAAACUACAGAGACAGCAACGGAGAAAAUGGAUAAUGUAUUGAAAAAACCUUAGUACUACUGAAUAGGAAGGAUACAUGGGUUCGAUUUUAUUGAGUAUAUCUUCAAACAAGCGUGAUAUAUCGAUAUAAAAGCAAGUGUCCAAUUUGCAAAAUAUUCGGUAAAAAACCUUUUCACCCAAUGGAUAUCAUGGUAUACUAAUAGUUUGUUUUUGUUUAUAUCUCAUAAUGUAAGUUGUUUAUAAAAUUUAUAUUCCCAGCGU
Acromyrmex echinatior (Panamanian leafcutter ant) is the source of this 1348-nucleotide messenger RNA. It is a transcript of the gene ClpP, whose product is annotated as Caseinolytic protease proteolytic subunit. The record is from RefSeq and is a predicted model, not a curated record. Gene Ontology annotation, cellular component: endopeptidase Clp complex. Lineage: Eukaryota; Metazoa; Arthropoda; Insecta; Hymenoptera; Formicidae. Gene Ontology annotation, biological process: protein quality control for misfolded or incompletely synthesized proteins. Gene Ontology annotation, molecular function: ATPase binding; ATP-dependent peptidase activity; serine-type endopeptidase activity.